CCCUCGGGCCACGUGAUCCCUUUCCCAUCGUCGCCAUCUUAAAGCGGUGCUCCCUGCAGAGGCGGCAGCAGCGGGAGGGAGGAAAAAAGGAAAAGCAGAGCUAAUUGAGGCUCCCCUGGGAAGGGUGUUCUUGCAGUUAUGACGGAAUGAGGAAACACUGGUCUGGUGGCUGCAGUUUACUGCCAUGAACGUUUUCAAUUAGCUAUGGAGCGGGAACUCCCAGGGCACUUGCAAGAAAUCAACAGACAGAUGUUCAGAUCAAGGAAACUCUGCAUUGGUGCACAGGGAUGACUUCAUCCCUAAUCGCCUCUGUUAAUAGAGUGCAAGCACAGCUGAGACAAAUGUUUCAGAUACUAUGGAAGAAAGCAACAGUAUUACAGCAGUAGUCUCAAACAUUGGGGAACCGGAAGCUGUACUGAUCUCCGAAGCAGUUGUAAGCCCAACUUCAGAAAGUGGUGAAGACCAGAGAAAGUGUAACCCUGACCCACUAAUCCAGGUCAUCCAAAAGCUAAGCAAGAUCGUUGAGAAUGAGAAGUCACAAAAAUGCCUUUUAGUAGGGAAAAAGCGCUUGCAUCCUGAUGUGUCCCUGCUGUCACUUGACUCACAAAACCUCCCAGAGAUCCCAGAUAAAACCAUUGAACUGCCUGCCCUGGGCACGAUAAAUAUAGAAGAUUAUUACGUGACAGACUGUCCUCCGCAGAAUAAAAGAAAGGUGGUUUGUUACCAAUGCAGUCUCUGUAAAUCUCUGUCUCCCACUCUCCCUCUGUUAAAAGAACAUGUGAAACAGCAUGGCCAGCAGAACGAAGUAAUACUUAUGUGCUCGGUGUGCAAUUUUGCCAUGAGAAGCCUAGAAGAGUUUGAAGCUCAUGUGAGGCAUCACCCAGAGAACAGCAGCAAAGCACACACUCUUUCAAAGGAGCAGCAGCAAUGUGCAAGUUUUCCUAGUACCACUUUGCAUGGUCCAGUGGAAGGUUUUGUCAAUGCCGGUGCUGAUCAGACAGCACAGGUUCAGUCACACCGUCCAACGGAGAAGGGGAGGCAAAAAUGGUAUACUUACGAGCAGUACGGCAUGUACCGAUGCUUAAUUUGCAGCUACACUUGUGGUCAGCAAAGAAUGUUGAAAACGCAUGCCUGGAAGCAUGCAGGCGAAGUCGAUUGCUCAUACCCCAUAUUUGAGGAAGAAAAUGAACAAGCUACGUUGCUGGACCCUGCUAUAUCGGGUGUUCCUCGCAACGUGGAUGCCGUUGUCCUCGCGCUAGAAAAUAACGAACUGGGUCUCUCUGGUGACCAGGCUGUUCAACUCCACAUUUGUAGCUCUGAGCAAAUGGUGUACAAAACCUCCUUGGCAGAAGAGCCUGCGAAAGAGGAAGCACUCCUAAGUCAGUCGGCUGCUCUCUCGCCCACAGGCAAGGUAGCAGACGAGACUCUGACAGAUGCAGAUCUGGAGCAAGACAACUUGAUGACUGACAGCUUGCUUUCCUCCGCCCAAAAAAUCAUUAGCUGCAGCCCAAAUAAAAAAGGCCACGUUAACGUCAUAGUUGAACGUUUGCCAAGCGCCGAAGAGCCUGUCUUGCAGAAGCCUUAUUCUAUGGACACCGACAUUGAAGCUGAGAAGAAAAUAAUCUCUGAGCAGGCUCGUGUGGCACGCGAUGGGGACGUUUAUCAUAUGGACAAAAGCUCUGUGGAACUCGAAGAAGUCAUAAUUGGAUGGAGCAGCGCAGAGAAGAAAGAUGGCGAUUUAAACCCUGGUAGAGCCAAAGCAGUGGAUGAAAACGCACCUCCCACCAGAAGGAGAACAAAUUCAGAGUCCUUGAGGCUGCACUCCCUUGCUGCCGAAGCGCUCGUCACGAUGCCCAUCAGAGCUGCAGAGCUAACCCGGUCAAGCCUCAGAGCUUUCGCCGAGGUGAAUUCUAUAGGUUCAGAGGCUGGGCAGAGGCCAGCUGACAACAGCUACGUUGCCCAUUCUAAGCUGGUGACCUCCCUUAAAACAGAGGAAUUGGCAGGCCUGAACCAAACGGACUGUGCUUUCAUGGAAAUACAGAAGGAUAAGCCAGAGCUGGCUGAAGGUCCCAUUAAAAUGGGCAUCAGCAUGUCCCUGCUCACCGUCAUUGAAAAGCUGAAGGAGAGGACGGACCAGAACGCUUCUGACGACGACAUUCUGAAGGAGUUGCAAGACAACGUGCAGUGCCAACCUACAGCCGAUGCCAACGUGCUGGGCAGCAACCUGGUGGAAUACAUCCCCAAUGUGGAUCGCCCCUUCCGAUGCCGCCUGUGCCACUACAGUAGUGGCAACAAGGGGUACAUCAAGCAACACUUGCGGGUGCAUCGCCAGAGGCAGCCCUAUCAAUGUCCCAUCUGCGAGCACAUAGCAGAAAACAGUAAGGAUUUGGAAAACCAUAUGAUCAACCACUGCAAAACCCGAAUGUACCAGUGCAAACAGUGCGAAGAAUCCUUUCAUUAUAAGAGUCAGCUUCGAAGCCACGAGAGAGAGCAACACAGCCUUCCAGACCUAUACUCUAUGCCGCCGUCUGACAGCCUAAUAACUUGUAGCAAAGUGGAUGAAAGAGUCGGGGAUAGGAUUUCAGUCCAGAAACUUUACAGAUGCGACAUUUGUGAUUACACAAGCACAAUGUAUGUUGGUGUGCGGAAUCAUAGGCGGAUUCACAACUCCGAUAAGCCAUACAGGUGUCGAAUGUGCAACUUUGCCACAACAAAUAUGAAUAGCUUGAAGUGCCAUAUGAGGCGCCAUCCACAGGAGCACCAGGCAGUGCAGCUAAUGGAGCAGUUCAAAUGUUCGCUUUGUGGGUAUGAGUGUAGCCAUCCCCCUUCUCUCAAGUCUCAUAUGUGGAAGCACGCAAGUGACCAAAACUACAACUAUGAACAAGUGAACAAGGCUAUUAAUGAUGCAAUUUCACAAAGCAGCAGGUUCCCAGGUCAGCUGACUGGGAAAGUGACCGCUGAAAAUGGUUUAUUUCCUUUGAAAAGCAACUCGGAGGGCUUGUCCUUUACAGACUCCUCUAACCAAACUGCUGACAAAACCGUGAAUUCUGAUGAAAAUCAGAAUCCUGCUUCCACAACUAAUACCUCAUGCAAUUCAGACAAAACUGCCAGUCUGCCUCACCUUGGCACAGAAUACUGUGUCCUGCUCUUCUGCUGUUGCAUUUGUGGAUUUGAGUCCACCAACAAGGAGAACUUGUUGGACCAUAUGAAGGAACAUGAAGGUGAAAUCAUAAACAUAAUUCUGAACAAGGACCACACAGCAACUCAGAGUGUAAGAUAGGUGAAGCUGCUGCUUUAAAGGGUUUCAUAAAGUGCUGUUUUCUUGUGUUCUCUUUACGUCACCUGAACUACUUGCUAAAGCGAAAACUGUAAGUAAAAAAAAAUGCAGUGAUAUUUCUAACGGUCGAAAUGUUAUUUAUGUCAACAAGAAAAUGGAUUUAUUUCACAAGCUCUUGAAGUAACUGAACAGUAAAUACUCCAUUUAGGGAAAGGUCCACUGAAACCAUUAUUCUCUACCGACAGAGCCGUUUUCAAUUCCUAUUGCUAAUCUAAAGCUUAGUCAUAUAAUAGAAAUUUCACACUAAUGUGUUACCUUAAGGGGUUUAAUCUUACUGCCUUGAAACUAUCUAAAGGGGGUUAAAUUCAUUUUAGAUAAUUUUUUAAAAACUGACAUGACUGACUAUACAUUUAUGAAGCAGCAUUUCGGGAGAGGGAGACUGAGUAACUUCUUAGGCCUUAUGGUUCCUCACUCAGUUACUGCUUCUUUUUUUAGAAAAGAUAACAAUAUCUGUAUCUUCCUGCUGAUACAGGCAUCAUAAAA
Lacerta agilis (Sand lizard) is the source of this 3820-nucleotide messenger RNA. It is a transcript of the gene ZNF507, whose product is annotated as zinc finger protein 507. The record is from RefSeq and is a predicted model, not a curated record. Gene Ontology annotation, cellular component: nucleus. The transcript is spliced from 9 exons. The coding region runs from base 356 to 3280 and encodes 974 amino acids. Gene Ontology annotation, biological process: regulation of gene expression. Lineage: Eukaryota; Metazoa; Chordata; Lepidosauria; Squamata; Lacertidae.